Radiomyces spectabilis is the source of this 775-nucleotide messenger RNA. Its product is annotated as 60S ribosomal protein L11. The transcript has 3 exons. Gene Ontology annotation, cellular component: ribosome; cytosolic large ribosomal subunit. The coding region runs from base 137 to 673 and encodes 178 amino acids. The record is from RefSeq and is a predicted model, not a curated record. NCBI's taxonomy places the organism in Eukaryota, Fungi, Mucoromycota, Mucoromycetes, Mucorales, Radiomycetaceae. Gene Ontology annotation, biological process: translation. Gene Ontology annotation, molecular function: structural constituent of ribosome; RNA binding.
GGAUUUUUGGAUGUCCGGUCCGGACCACAAGGGCAGAGUGGGACUCCUGAGUGUUCGAUCCUCCCCGGAGGCAUUUUGAUCGGUCAUGGCAAGGUGAAUUAUUAUACUUCCUCUUUUUGCUUCGAUAUCGUCAGACAUGAGCGCUGAAGUUCAGAAGUCCAAGGCCAACCCCAUGCGCAGCCUUCACAUUGAGAAGCUUGUGCUGAACAUCUCUGUCGGUGAGUCUGGUGACAGACUUACUCGUGCUGCCAAGGUGCUCGAACAAUUGACCGGUCAAACUCCCGUCUACUCCAAGGCACGUUACACCGUCCGUACUUUCGGUAUCCGUCGUAACGAAAAGAUUGCCGUCCACGUUACCGUCCGUGGCGCCAAGGCUGAGGAAAUCUUGGAACGUGGUUUGAAGGUCAAGGAAUACGAAUUGCGUGCCCGCAACUUCUCCGAAACCGGCAACUUCGGUUUCGGUAUUGACGAGCACAUUGAUUUGGGUAUCAAGUACGAUCCUUCCAUCGGUAUCUACGGUAUGGACUACUACGUCGUCAUGGGUCGCCCCGGUAACCGUGUCGCCCGCCGCAAGCACUGCAAGACCACCGUCGGCCCCCACCACCGUAUCAAGAAGGAAGAAUCCAUGGAAUGGUUCAAGUCUCGUUUCGACGGUAUUGUCUUGAACAAAUAAAUAUUGAAUCGUUUCUUCGCUGUAUAAUAUAUAUGGCAUUUUGCAGUAAAACUACAAUAUAUACGUGGUCUACAUUACAAAUUCGAUGUCUGCCAAACUGUG